AUGUCGGGGGCGGCGGCAGGUGGGCGGGGGCGCUCAUGGCAGCAACUGGAAGCGCUGGCAGCGAGAGCGUCUCGUCGUCUCCUCAUGUGCCAUCAGCUGCCAGAGCAUGGAACCCCCGCAGAUCCGAUCGAUCAUCUCGAGUUCGUUCUUGACUACCUCGAUGCCGAAGACCCCAAUGGCCAUGCACUCAUUCGAAGGACAGCCAAGGGGCUGGCCAUGCUCGAGUCAAAGCUGCGACAUGCCGCAAGGAACGAAGAGGAAGAGGUGCAGCUAGCUCUGGGCAUGGCGAGUCUUGAGCAAGGGCUAGAUGUGCUGGCAUCCGACAUGUCUCAAUGUUUGCUCAAGGUGAAAGAGGGGAACGUUUGUGAGUACGCAGCUCUCGUCAACGAUGAUCGGGAGGAGCUUGACUCGCUCGCAGCUUCGCUGAGAGUAGCGGAGGAGAAGAACCAAGAGCUUGCGAGGCAAGUCGAGUUCUUGGAGACGAAGCUGUCCUUCUUCGCUGAUGUUGAGACUCGGAUCUCGUCGUCAGAGCAGGUUAUUGAAGAGACUUUGGGCCAAGUCAGCCGCACAACCAGGUCCUGUGCUCGAGACAAGAAGCAGAUUCUCGUCAUGUUCGAGCAGCUAGACUCUCUCAGGGAUCGCCUGGAGUCCUUCGGCGAUGUGCUGAGAGAGACCAGGAGAGACUCUCAUGGCAUGGAGGCUGAAGGAGCGCAAGCAGGUCAGCGAGCGACUAGUCAUCCUCCGGCGUCGGUCCCUCCGGCUGUCGUCCCUUGGGCCAUCUCCUUGUCCAUCGUCGGAGUUCGCAACCGACCCUGCAAGCUUGUGAAGCCAGGAGAAGUUUGUUGUGCCGUCAGCGUCCUGUCCUCUCACACCAUCCGCCAUUCCCGUGACGUCUCGCUAAGACAUACGCUGCCCUCCAGAGGUCGAUCUUCUCCUCACGGGGUCUCUCUCGAGUCUGAGCAAGUCAUCUACGACGUUCGCCCUCAGCUGACUACCAAGAAGGUUCGGUCAUCUCUCGAUCACGUUGAAUUCAACGAGACCCUGACCGUCACCGACGUUUGCAAUGAGCCGUUUGAGAAACCCUUCCCGCUUGACGGUAGAGAGGUCACUCUCCUCCUCUCCGUCAUCAACAGCGAGUUCGGCUGCGUAGGUCAAGUGCUCAUCAGUCUCGCUCCUGGGGCUCAGCUCGACCAGACUUGGCACGUCGUGCGCGACUUGGACGGGACGGUAGUUACGGGAGGCAAUGGAAAGAGCACCAGCCUGUGCUUCUCUGCUCGAUACUCCUCCUCUCCCUCGUCGGAAAUGGACGCAAACCCGAAGCGUGAAGACAUUUCAAGUGAGGAAGAUACGUCAGUCCAACUGCUGGGUGGGGAGGGAGAGAAGAGGAGAGGAGGAGGAGAGGUAGCACCGAGGGGCCAGCCCAUGGACGAAGAGGAUAUAGCGAGGAAGAUACAAGAGUUUGAAGACAGGCUCUCCUUCUGUCUCAACUUCAUCGAACAUCAACGGGUGGAAGACAACAGAUUCGUCGAGAAUUUCGAUGUGCUGCUAUCGGAGAUGAAAGAGAAAGUUCUAGAAUCGACGACGACUCUUGAUUCUCAGAUGACGAGCAGCAAGUUGAUCAUUCGAGGUCUGAAGCAUGAGAUGAGAAAAGAAGUCGCCGACCUGAAACGAGCUGAAGCUCUUUUAAGUGACCAGCUCCAACAUGUCACCAGCAGCUACGAGAGCAUGGUGCAGCAGUGGAAGGAAGAGCUCACCCUGCAUGAGCUCGCCCUCCAACGAGAGUUCGAGCUGGACGAGUUGGUCAAGGCCAACGAGAAGCUAACGAGCGACGUCGAGGAGUUUUCCCAGCUGUACCGCCAGCUCAAAGUUGACAAGGAGAAACUCGAGGAGGAGCUCGCAGCCGUCACCAGCCGCUCGUCCUCGACCGAGGCAAAGCUGCAGGAGCUGAUGGCUGAGAAAGAGACGUGGGAGAAGUCGCAGCAUCAGGCCAGAAAGACCCUCAAGGAAGAAAUUGAGUCUCACGAUAUGGAAGGGAUGCGCAUCAAGCUCCAGAGCUCACUCGCAGAGAUUGUCUCGGGCUCCAUCAACCCGCAGGUCCCUGAGACCCUGGAGGCCUUGAGUUCGGAGGCGCAGGAGGGGCCGAGAGUGCCCCAGCAGAGGAGGAGCAAUAGACUCAUCCGGCAGCCUGUUGAAGACUUCCCCCCCCCGCAGCCCUGGAGCCCUCGAGCUUUCCUUCCCUUCAAUGACUCCGCACCACACAGCGAGGAUGGGCACGACAAGGACCCGAGGUAUCCUUUCCUCGCAGCGCUUCUCCUCACUGACCUGUUCCCCAGAGAUCAACAGCCUCUCGCCAUGGACGUGGAGGAGAGCAAGUGGGAGGGCAACGCUGUCUUGAUCAGAGCGCUUCGAGCCCGCAUCUCCGCCCUUCAGAAGGCCUUGACCGCCGCCAAGGAGAACCUGACAAGCACGGAGAAGAGAUGUUUCCAGCUGGAAGACACAAGCCGCAGCCUCGCACACGAGCUGCUGGCAGAGAAGGAGAAGCACAGAUGCCACGUUGCUGUCCUCCAAGACCGUCUCGAUCACAGUAACCGACUGGCUUCCAACCUCCGAGCGCAGAUUUCUCCAGAGACGUGGUUCAGAGACUAUCCUGGCGACAAGAUGCCCGAGCAAGGGAGACCGCCGGAGCCGGCCGACAGCAGCAGCAGCAGGAGCAUCAACCCGGAUCCGCUGCCAAGAGAGGAAGAGAAGUCGGCGAUCCUCAGGAUCAGCAAGCAGAAAGAAAGUUUCGUCGCCGGCUCCAUCCGCGAUGCGGAGAACUACUGGCUGCAGGCGAUCGGCUGGGCGAAGUGA
This is a messenger RNA of Guillardia theta CCMP2712, 2850 nucleotides long. RefSeq lists its product as hypothetical. The record is from RefSeq and is a predicted model, not a curated record. The transcript has 24 exons. Bases 1 to 2850 code for a protein of 949 amino acids. NCBI's taxonomy places the organism in Eukaryota, Cryptophyceae, Pyrenomonadales, Geminigeraceae.